This is a messenger RNA of Rotaria sp. Silwood2, 852 nucleotides long. The record is from the annotation of a GenBank genome assembly. NCBI's taxonomy places the organism in Eukaryota, Metazoa, Rotifera, Eurotatoria, Philodinida, Philodinidae.
AUGUGUCGACCAAGAGAAAAUACUUCAAUAAUACAAAGUCAACCAAAAGAUUUAAAUGUAAUUGUUAAUGAUUUACAAGACUUAAUAAAACAGAAGGAAACAUCUUAUACAGAAGAAAAACGAAAACAUGAAACAUUUGAAAAAAAAUUACAAGAAACAUGUUCGUCUCUUGAAGAAGAAAAACAAAAACGUGAAACAUUUGAAAAAACAUCCGCAGAAGAAAAACAAAAACGUGAAGAAUUUGAAAAAAAAUUAGAAGAAACAUGUUCGUCUCUUGAAGAAGAAAAACAAAAACGUGAAACAUUUGAAAAAACAUGUUCGUCUUUGGCAGAAGAAGUAAAAGACUUAAGAGCAUGUCUUCAGUUAUUAAUAGAUGAUGCUGGUGGACAAAGAACAUUAGUUGUUUUAACAAAACUUGAUUUAAUGGAUCGUGGAACAGAUGCAUAUGAUGUUCUAUGUGGACGUGUUAUUCCGGUUAAAUUAGGUAUUAUUGGUGUUGUUAAUCGAAGUCAAGAAGAUAUUCAUAAGAAAAAACCAAUUGAUGAUGCAUUACGAUAUGAAUCUGNACAUUAUGUUCGAUAUGGAAAUAUAACACUUGAACGUCCACCAAAUUGUCCAGAAAUAUUACAUAAAUUAAUGCGUGCUUGUUGGACGUUUGCACCCGGUGAUCGUAUAUCUUUUCGAUCAAUAGUUGAUGAAUUAGUUCCAUAUGAAAAUGAAGACUUUCAUUUAAAUGCAUAUUAUCAUACUCAAUCAAAUCCAAGUCCAGAAACAGUUCUAUUGGAUAGUAAUAAUAAUAAUGAUGAAAAAGAUUUAUUAUUAGUUGAUGACAAUGACAGUGAACAACAUUAA